Molecule: messenger RNA, 1482 nt
Organism: Parathielavia appendiculata
Lineage: Eukaryota; Fungi; Ascomycota; Sordariomycetes; Sordariales; Chaetomiaceae
Exons: 2
Coding region: 1-1482 (493 amino acids)
Biological process (GO): transcription elongation by RNA polymerase II
Cellular component (GO): Cdc73/Paf1 complex
Molecular function (GO): chromatin binding; RNA polymerase II complex binding
Source: RefSeq, a predicted model, not a curated record
AUGUCGUCUUCCCAAUCGAGAAGCGGCGGCGAGCGCAUGAUUCACCAGGACUACAUUGCGAGGAUACGAUACUCCAAUGCGCUGCCUCCACCACCAAAUCCACCGAAGCUGCUGGACAUCCCCAACACAGGGCUGUCAAGCGGCCAGUACACUGCACCCGGUUUCGCUUCCCGCCUUGCGCGAGAGCAGCCAUUGAACAUUGAGGCCGAUGCCGAACUCGGAAUGCCAUUGGACUUGGUUGGCAUGCCGGGCGUCUUUGAUGGGGACGAGAGCUCCAUUCAGGCGCCUGCUCAGGCUCCGCCAGUCCAUCCCCACGACCGCCUUCUCCUUCGACCGCUCUCGACACUCGGUAAGCCCAAGAUCGGUGACACAGCCGUGUCCUUCCUUCGACGAACCGAGUACAUCUCCUCUGUGCAGACCAAGCCGAAACCUGCGGACCACCUCUUCCACAAGCCUUCUGGCAACGCCCUCAAACGCCCAGAGAAGCGCAAGGCGUCCCCCGAGCCAGACAAGGGCACACCCGCCUGGAUUAGGCGGCGCAUCGAGAAGAGCUUCGAAGUGGCGGCUGCCAACUUGGCCGACCGGACACGCGUGAAGCACCCGUCGAAGCGAAACCUCAAGGUUGUUGACGCCUUCCCAAUCCUUCCCGAUUUGGAAGCCUUCCCCGACUCGGGAGCAUACGUGACAGUAAAGUUCAGCACAAACCCCGUCAACGCCAGCGACUCGUACGACACCCGCCUGCUCUCGGGCAUUUUCAAGCCCAUCGAGCGCACGGCUGCCGAGGAGCAGGCGUACGAUGCGGCCCGCGUGGCAUGGGAGCGCGACCCGAGCCAGCCGAAACCAUCGCAGAUGAUGAACUACGACUUCUUCCUGCCCGCCGAUACACUGACCGGCGAGAACUUCCGCGCCAAGUUUGACGUAGACAACCCGGACCGCAACAGCCGCUUGCUCUACACGAGCAGCGAAUCAGGCGGCAGCUUCCGUUUCCCUCGCGUGCGCGCCUACGAAACGGCGCAAGAGAAGGAGAUGAACCACGACAACAAGUAUGACGAGGAAGUCAUCCUGGCCUUCCGCGACGACGAGACGGAGAGCAAAGGCCGCGACGACGACAGCGCCCAAAAGGCGGUCUACUAUUACCCCGUCAUGCAGCGCACCACCAUCCGCAGCCAGCGGACCAAGAACAUUGCGCGCACCAUCGGCAUCGCCGACGAGGAGGAGACGCACCUCGACGAGCUGCACGUGCAGAUUGACGAGCCGAGCGAGGAGCUCAAGAUGGAGCUGGCGCGGUACAAGCAUCAGCCUGUGGGGGAUUUGCCGGACGAAGAGGAAGAGGACGAGGAGGAGUAUGCGGGAAGGGAGGAGGGACGCCGGGGCUCGAAUAGUGACCGGGCCUCUGCUAGUCCAGCGCCGAACGGGAGCCGGAGUCAGAAUACAAGGCAAUCGGACGAGGAGCAGGAUGCCGAGGGCGACGAGGAUCAGUAG